Molecule: messenger RNA, 5458 nt
Organism: Bombina bombina (fire-bellied toad)
Lineage: Eukaryota; Metazoa; Chordata; Amphibia; Anura; Bombinatoridae
Gene: JOSD1
Product: Josephin domain containing 1
Exons: 5
Coding region: 358-963 (201 amino acids)
Biological process (GO): protein deubiquitination
Molecular function (GO): cysteine-type deubiquitinase activity
Source: RefSeq, a predicted model, not a curated record
GGCGGGUAUUGGUGACGUCACACAGCGUUGUGGGGAGGAGGCUGCAGAAACAUUCUAGGAUUUUCACGACAUCCUUGCGUCCCACUUUCCACACCAGCGUUAGGAGCUCUCCCUAACUGAUCAGACCCUGUGGAAUGGAGGAAAAGGAAAGAUGCAGUAGACACGUUACAUGGCUGUAAUAUAAAAGCUGCUGCGUAUCCGGCAUUACCUAGUGAAAAGCUUUACCGACCUCACUGUGAUACUUUGCCCAAGGCCAGAGUAUGGAUUAUACUUUCCAACACCUACACUAGUGUGCUGCAUUCAAGUCAAGGGACUUUUUGCUUUGCUACAGCCGUGACCUGAUUGUGAGCCCUCACCAUGAGCUGCGUGCCAUGGAAAGGGGACAAGGCAAAAUCUGAAGCAGAUGGACUAGAGCCUCUCCCUGCUCAGAUCUACCAUGAGAAGCAGCGCCGGGAGCUGUGCGCCCUCCACGCACUCAAUAACGUCUUCCAGGACGCUGGGGCCUUCACCCGUGAAGCUCUGCAGGAAAUAUUCCAAAGGUUAUCACCCAACACUCUGGUGACUCCUCACAAAAAGAACGUGCUGGGAAAUGGGAAUUAUGACGUGAACGUAAUUAUGGCGGCUCUGCAGACCAAGGGCUACGAAGCCGUGUGGUGGGACAAGAGAAGGGAUGUCGGUUUGAUCUCCCUCUCCAAUGUAACUGGGUUUAUUAUGAACCUCCCCUCCAGCCUCUCCUGGGGCCCAUUAAAACUCCCACUGAAGAGGCAGCACUGGAUAUGCGUGCGGGAGGUGGCAGGCACCUACUUUAAUCUCGACUCCAAACUAAAGAGGCCGGAAAAGAUUGGAAAUGAGGAGGAGCUAAGGCAUUUUUUCCAGCAACAGCUUAGAGGCAAAAACUGUGAGCUGCUUUUAGUGGUGCCGGAGGAAGUUGAAGUUAAUCAGCGCUGGCGGACUGACCUGUGAUCAACCUUGUACUGAAUAUUUUUUUUUUUUUUUAUUCACUACAAUUUCUAUAUCCUAUGGUUGACAAUCUCUGUUUUGGACAACAUCUCACUUCCUCCAGAAAAGAGGGUGACAAUGAACCAUGUUUAUUUUUUUUCUCUUACCGUGCAAUAAGGAGGAAUAGAUUAGGGGAUACAAUUACAGGGUGUGCAUGGAUGGGGUAUUUCAUCUCAGUAAGGUUAUCAGAGAUUGAUGUUCUCAAACAGUUUUCUUUGUCUUGUUAACUGUUGAGGCAUUGGUGUAAGAAGUGGGAUACCUGCAGACUUCAUUGAUGGAUAUUGUUACAUAAACUUUUUUUUUUCCCUCUGGAAAAAGUGCUUUAUUGGGUUUAUUGGUAACUUCCACUAAUGGAUUUGUGGUGGGUUGUAGUUAUCAGCCCUUUUAACACAACAGAACAUCUGCAACUUGUACCAAACUGAGCCGUCCUUUUAUCUAUAAAGCUACAUUCAUAAGCCUCACUCAUCACCAAACUGACCUUACAUUGUUGAUUGCUCCUAUUGUAUAAUUAGAUGUUCUCAUCACUCUGGUAUUUCUAGUAUAAGGAGCACUUAAUUUCCUUAUGUGGUGCUGAUCAAUCUCUCUCUGGAUAUUUUAGUUCUUACGGAUGGGUAGGAACGGUUGAGCUGUCAUUUUAGGUGCACACUCAAAUUGGCAUUAGUGGUGGUUCCAGCUCUUCUGCCCAGAGCUUUUGUACUAGAAACUGUCAUUGCCUUCACUUGUGGGGGGGUUGGUAUCUUGUCAAUGCCUUCCUGAUCGCGCCCAACACAAGAACAUGUAAUGCGUGUCACAUGUAUGUUGUCCUACAUACCUGUAUAUUGUAACGCACCUAAAGGCAGGGGCCCUGGUGACUGAGCUUCUCGGCAGUGGGAUCGGAAGCUGUUGGUAACUGGGGGCCUGGGUGAGCCUAGAGUACUUAUAAGCCUUUUAUAUCCAUAUGUAACAGCAGCACUUAAGGAUGUUGAUAAUGUGUUUUACCCGGAAAAAAAUGUUAAGUAAACGCUAUUUAAAUUGAAACUAAUACAGAGGUAUUGGUUGUGUAUUUCCUGAUGGUGUUCAUUGUCUGGCAAGUAUUCCCUGUUAAUUCUUACUGGCCAAUAGGUAUAAAUGCUCUUUGUACCCAUCAGGCAAUGAGCAUUACUUGAGAGUACUUAUCAGCCAAUGAAAGAUCAGCACUAAUAUCAGCCAAUGAGCAUAGGUAGAAAGCACUAGUCAACCAAUGAGAAUAAAACGGAAGUGCACCACUAUCAGACUGUUUAAUUUCAAUUUGAAGUUAACCUUUUACCUUACAAGUUUUUUUUUUUUCAGGCAAAAACAUCUAGUUUGUUUAAAUCCUGAAUUUACUCAUAGAGGCCAGAAGAUUUAGCAGUUCAGUGUCCCAUUAAAGGGACACACAACCCACUUUUUUUUUUCUUUUCUUUCAUGAUUCAGAUAGUGCAUGGGAUUUUAAACAACUUUCUAAUUUACUUCUAUUAUCUCAUUUUAUUUUGUUCUCUUGGCAUCCUCUGUUAAAAAAGAUACAUAGGUAUAGGAGCUGCUGAUUGGUGGCUGCACAUAUAUGCCUUAUGUCAUUAUCUCACCCAAUGUGUUAACUGGCUCCCAGUAGUGCAUUGCUGACUCUUCAACAAAGGAUACCAAGAGAAUGAAGCAAAUUAGAUCAUAGAAGUAAAUUGGAAAGUUGUUAAAAAUGUUAUUCUCUAUCUUAAUCAUGAAAAGAAAAAUAGAUUAUAAGAAGUGAAGCUCAGGGGGUCAAACUGCAUUUUCAGGAUCCUCCCUGUGUUGUAUCCCUCAGUUAUCCAAGGAAGUUGCUGGUCUGCACAUGUCAGAUCAUGCCGGGCGACUAUGGGGUGGUCUGCACAUGUCAGAUCAUGCCGGGGCGACUAUGGGGUGGUCUGCACAUGUCAGAUCAUGCCGGGCGACUAUGGGGUGGUCUGCACAUGUCAGAUCAUGCCGGGCGACUAUGGGGUGGUCUGCACAUGUCAGAUUAUUCCGAGUGACUAUGGGGUGGUCUGCACAUGUCAGAUUAUUCCGAGCGACUAUGGCGAUGCUUCCACAUCCCGAAGGCUUUUGGUGCUAUAUCUACAUAUCCUGCCUAAAGCGGACCCAUGCCGUUAACUGUUUAGCCCACUGCUUAGCUUGCCCUGAUACACUGAUAGCCAUGGGGCAUGUAUAUGCCCAAGGACCAUAACGCCAGUGUGUACGCAACCUGUUACAGAUUUAAUCCCUGAACCACACACUAGCAUGUGUAGUAGCCCAGGGGUUAAAUGUCAAUCUCACCAUGUUGUGAUUCCCAGUUUCCCAGUAUUAAAGUGUAGCUGACUCCAGUUAUACAAGCUGACAAACAGGCCAGCACAUGAGAAUCACUCUCAGCCUAGGUUGUGCAUUAAUAGGAUUCUUCAACCCUCCAAAGCACACAAAGUAAUGGCCACAGGCUGCUCUACAGCAACAGAAAAAUGUAAUUUAGAGACAGUUUUGUUUUGCAUAGAGUGCCAAGCUAUAGACCAGAAUUCACUUGAUAAGGGACAUAUUAGUUACAUUUGAAGUGCAUGUAUUUCAGGUUUGGGUAGAGGCAUUUCUUGCAAUACACCUAGCAAAAUGCAUCUAGUAAAUGCAAUUGCUAUGCACGUGUUUGCUUUUACUGUUCUUGUAUGUGUAUGCACUCACGUUUACUGCAGUGACAUGAAACGCGCGCUAUACAUAUGCUCUGCAUGAUGGUGCACGGUAAAAGCUGUCACAAAAUUGUCACGUUUACUGCAGUGACAUGAAACGCGCUAUACAUUUGCUCUGCAUGACGGUGCACGGUAAAAGCUGUCACGUUUACUGCAAAACUGCACCUAUUCAAAACUGAAAUGCUGUGAUGUGAAUUCCAUUUGUGACUAUUAUGUAGCUUAAACCAGAUCUCAAACUGCUUCUAUGAGAUAGUAUUUGAGGGUUUGGUUUUGAUUGGUAAAAGAUUUAAAACAGUUAAAGGGACAUGAAACCCAAUAUUUUUCUUUCAUGAUUCAGAAAGGGCAGCAAUUUUAAACUUCUUUCCAAUUUACUUCUAUGAUCUAAUUUGCUUUGUUCUCUUGGCAUCUUUUGUUGAAAAGCAUAUAUAGGUAAGCUCAGGAGGAGCAAUGUUCUACUGGGAGCUAGCUGCUGAUUGGCUGCACAUGUGCCUCUUGUCAUUGGCUCAGCUAGCUCCCAGUAGUGGUGCAUUGCUGCUCCUUCAACCAAGGAUAUCAAGAAAAUGAAGCAAAUUAAAUAGAAGUCAAUUGGAAAGUUGUUUAAAGUUUUAUGUUCUAUAUGAAACACAAAAGAACAUUUUUUUUGGGGGGGGGUUUCAUGUCCCUUUAAUGAUCUGGAUUAAACGAGACAUAAUAGUGCACUAUCUCUAAAGCUUUAGUAAUGACCGCUCUGGAGUGGUAGUAUUGACCCUGAGCUGAACACAGCAGGUGCUAUGCACAUAUGUCUCUCCUGAUUGGUUUAUAGAUCAGGGCAUUGCCAGCACGGAGCAGAUUAAACUGUUUUUGAAGGGACAUUACCUGUUUGUAAUAUGCAGUUGUUUAGUUAUGUGUAGUAAACAUUACUGUAUACUUUUUGUCCCCCUUUCCUAUAAAGUAACCCAGAAAGCUUUAAGUUCCAUUGAAUUUUUAUAAACCUAUGGGCAGUGCCAUGUUGGAACCUAUGUUUUCCCUUCUCUAUCUUUUUUGCUAAGGGCAAUAAGAGUAUGUGCAAACGAUGCUGUGUGAAAACCCUGUUACUUUAACAAUCCGAUAUUUCAGGCAGCCUCGUUUGCACAUUCUUUUGACUUUUAUCAAUAGAUAAGGAGAAAUCCUAGGUUUCAGCCUGGUGGCUCCCAUUACUUAAUAGAAACUAAAGAACUUUACACUUCUGUCAAUAUUUAAGUAACUAAAACAAUAUAAAUACAUCUUUAUAUUCUUCUGAUCAUCUUUUGAAAACAUUAUAUCCAGCGUUUUAUUUACUGUUCAGAGUAUUUUUUACCCCUUUUCGCAGGGACUAAACACAGGAAUAUACAAUAGGAUAGUGAAAUGCAUUUUGCUUUUGCAUUAUGUCCCUUUAAGGACUUUUAAAGCCAUUUAAGGUGGAAAUGCCACAUUUUAUAGUGGCCGUGUACAGUGAUGCACAGGCUCAGCGACCAACAAACUUUAUACUAAGUGUUUUGUGAUCUUGCUGAGCACCUCUCGAAUCCACCAUUUGUAAAUAGUUUAAGCACAGGGGUAAAGUUAUCCCUGUCGAGCAAUCCCAAACACGUGGCAUAACUAGAUGCCAGAGGCAGGAAAGGUCAGACUUAGUAUUAAACAGAAGGGUUCUAGUAUAAUUCUAUAAUGCAAUCCAAAAUCAGAGCGCAGAAAUAGACUCCUACAAGGAAAAGCUAAAUCUUUUAUAUGCUAUUUUGUGCUACUUGUUUACAGAGAAAAUGUAUUUUGUUAUCCAAAUAAAACAAAAUGAUAAAGUC